AAAGACGCUUUGUUCGUUUAACAGCGUCCGUCUGAAAAGAAUCACAACAGAUAAAACCUGAAUCCGGAUGAAAUAUGGAAAUUUGGCGAUUCACGUUUUCCCCCUUAAUAUUUUGAAGUUUUUAAAUGAAUAUUUGCCAUCGGACUCCUUUGCCGUUGUUUUGUCAAACACCUGUUAGCUUCCAAAGCUAGCGGAGUUAGCUUAGCCUGCUAACGGGGCCUUUUGUGCGUAGAAACAGUUUGUGUUAUUGUGUGAAAAUGUCUAAAGUCCAAAUGCUGAGAGCGUUACUGAAGCAGCGACUACCUGCAGAUGAUGAUGAUGAUGAAGAGAUAUUUGAGCUGCUUGAAAGAACGAUCGCAGAAUACGAGGAGCAACUUUGUCGAUUAAAAGCAGAAUACAAGGAGGAAGUUUGCCGAUUAAAAGAGGAGAACGAGCGACAAAGGAAACUACUGGAGGCUUUUUACAGUUCUCAUGACAAAGCAGAUGCCGUACACUUUGGGUCAGACCUUGAGAUGAUAUACAACGUACCCCAGCCAACCUGGAGCAUUUCAACACAAACGCGACGGUCUUUCUCAAAUCAUCCCAUAGAAACUGAUGAAUUGAAAACAGAAGAUGAGGUUGCUGAAUUAAAUGGCCUGGAUGCCAGUCUUGCGUCAGAUGCUAGACUGUCCAGGGGUUCAACUGAAGGUGAUGGAGACGUGUUGGAUAACACCAGGUGUGUUGGAAAUGUGUUGGCUACUGCUGCAGUUGCAGGAUUGACCAAAGGUGUUGGAAACACCUUGGAUACCAUUCCUGCUAUUGAUGGUUCAGCCGAAGAUGUUGAUGUACAGCAGCUGUUGGUGAAAGAGGAACUUUCCUCUGAGCACCAAGAGUGGACCUGCACUCCGGACCAAGUGGAAAAAGUCGUCCAUCACAUAAAAAAUGAAGAUGAGGAAGUGUGGAUAAGUGAGGAACGAGAGCGCCCUCAAUUUCUGGAAGUUGAUACCACUAAGUGUGCCAGUUAUGUGAAUCCUCAUUCAUCAGAUUGUCAUCAACCACAACAUGAGGAAAUUGAGGAUUUUGACAGCAUUUUAACUGAACAAAUGAAAGCAGAAUCGAAUAAAGAGGAUUGGGCAGGAUCUGAAUUAGGAAGCACAUUAGAUCAAGACAGUUACUCACACACACACAUUGAUUAUAUAAUUUCACACUCUUCUGAACCUGAGAAUGAAACCAUAGAUAUUGAUUGGGAUGACACAACUGAUUCUGAGUCAUGUUUAUACUCACUGAAAAAUGAGAUCAUCCCUGGGGUAAAAUUAUUAAACCAUAAUUAUGGUCAAAGGACUGGCCACAAUGGCAGUCUUAUGGGAAACACGACAGUUAAUACGGGGGAGAAAUCAUUUAGCUGUUCUCUGUGUGAUAAAACAUUUUAUCAAAAUGGCAACCUGAAGAAACACAUGAUGAUUCACACUGGAGAGAAACCAUUUAGCUGUUCUGAGUGUGGUAAAACAUUUCGCAUGAAAGACCACCUGAAAACUCAUAUGAUGAGUCACACAGGAGAGAAACCAUUUAGCUGUUGUGAGUGUGGUCAAACAUACACCCGAAAGCGUGAUCUGCAGAUCCACAUGACAGUGCACACAGGAAAGAAACCAUUUAGUUGUUCUGAGUGUGAUAAAACAUUUAACCGAAAUGCUGACCUGAAGAACCAUAUGAGAAUCCACACGGGAGAGAAGCCAUUUAGUUGCUCUGAGUGUGGUAAAACCUUUAGCCGAAAUUCUGAUAUGAAGACCCAUAUGAGAAUUCACACAGGGGAAAAACCGUUUAGUUGUUCAGAGUGUGGGAAAAUGUUUAACAUUAGGGCCAACCUAAAAAGGCACAAGAUCAACCAUACUGGAGAAAAACCAUUUAGUUGUUCUAUGUGUGGUAAAUCAUUUAAUCUAAAGGGCAAUCUGAAAAUGCACAUGAUCACUCAUACAGGGAAUAAACCAUUUAGUUGUUCUGUGUGUGGUAAAACAUUUACCCGAAAUUGUGACGUGAACACCCACAUGAUAGUCCACACAGGAAAGAAACCAUUUAGUUGUUCUGUGUGUGGUAAAAUGUUUAGUAGAAACUGUGAUCUAGUGAGCCACAUGAUAAUUCAUGCAGGAGAGUUCUGAGUAUGGCCAAAUGUUUGAUAUGAGGUUCCAUCUGAAGAGAUACAUGAGAACACACAUAAACUGUUUCUUUGUUCAGUUUAUGACACACACAAGGAAUUAUUGGGGGGAAAAAAAACCCUUUCUUUUCAAGGUUUUGUAUUGGAUGGAUAUGAAAAAAGCCAACAUCCACACAUGGACUACAUGUUAAGACAGCUGCUUAUUCUACAAAAUCCUCACAAUUAUGGUGGAUGUGGACAAGAAAUGGUUAUGCUAUAUAACAUUCCUCAGCUUGUUAUAAAAAAUAUGAAACUAGUUAUUUUCUAUUUUGUAUUACAAAGAGAUUUGCUAACAAUUUCUGCGUAAUACUGAGUCAUGUCUGACAUAUCGUGGGCAUGUAUAAGUUGAGUUAAACAUUUUAGUGUCUUCUUAAUAUUCUGCGAUUUAUAAAAUUGUGUAUAACAAAUUACACAAUCAAGUUAUUGAGACAUUUUUAUGAGAACUUCAAAUGAUUGAGAAUAGAUUUAGAUUAUUACUGAAUGAUGUAUUAAAACCAUACAUGUCAUUUGAAAGCACAGUUGUUGGAUUUGAUUUAUCAUGAUUAAAUACUGACCGAAUUCAGGCUUUGUGCCAUGGAAUUAUUUUCAUGAUUUAAAGUACUUUACUAAAUAUACUAGUAGUGCAGUUUUUAAUUUGCCAUGUCAAAGUCAUGUAGGAAACUAGGCUUGAUGUAAUGUUUUGUUUUUUAAAUAUUUUACUUAGGUAAAAUUGGUUAAUUGUUUGAGUAUGGACAAAUAUUUUGAGACACAAAGGUUUGUGAAAAUAAACUUAUCAAAGAGCC
Molecule: messenger RNA, 2949 nt
Organism: Thalassophryne amazonica
Lineage: Eukaryota; Metazoa; Chordata; Actinopteri; Batrachoidiformes; Batrachoididae
Product: gastrula zinc finger protein XlCGF57.1-like
Exons: 8
Coding region: 258-2132 (624 amino acids)
Biological process (GO): negative regulation of transcription by RNA polymerase II; regulation of immune system process; regulation of cytokine production
Source: RefSeq, a predicted model, not a curated record